Messenger RNA from Theobroma umbraticum, 2143 nucleotides. Its product is annotated as serine/threonine-protein kinase PCRK1-like. NCBI's taxonomy places the organism in Eukaryota, Viridiplantae, Streptophyta, Magnoliopsida, Malvales, Malvaceae. Gene Ontology annotation, molecular function: protein kinase activity; ATP binding. The record is from RefSeq and is a predicted model, not a curated record. Gene Ontology annotation, biological process: protein phosphorylation.
UUCUACUCUCCUUAAUAAACGCUAAAGCAGCACACUCUUUUCUGUCUGUUGUUUUGUCUCUCAUUUUCAAAGUACCCGUUCACACAUAAUUAGCAUCUCUUCAAAAAAUUGAAGUAGAUUUAUGUUCUUAUUCAUUGUUAUGCAGCAUAUCCUUUUGUGCUUUUUUUUCUCCUUUUUUACUAAAAUUUUGGUUGGUGAGAUGACUUGUUGCCCCAGCUGGUGAGCUGCCGUGUUCAGACUUCCUCUUUACAGUUGAACACUGUUCAUCAAAAUUCCAAGCAUUUUGAGGUCUUUUGGGGGCACUGGACUAAUGGGUUUCUCUUAAAAUUCGUUAAGAAUUUUGAAGCUAAUUCAAGUUGAGUAGCCAUAUUUCUGCAUUUCCAUCCAAGAAAAUUAAAGGUGUUGUAGGUAGUCUUUGUUUUGCUUCAUCAUAUCUUCUUAUCUCUUUCUUCGGAUCUGGAUCUGUACUGUGGAAUUUACUGUGUUUCAAUUCUUUGAGAGCUAUGAAGUGUUUUAUAUUCCCCAGUUGGGAUAAAAAAGAUGAAUCAAAGACCCCCAAAUCAAUUUCAACUCGGUCUAUGAAUUCUAUAUUCACUGAUCGUGAAAUAGGGCGAUCUGGGUCUGAAUUAAACUCUCAGAAUGUCUCAGGAGUCAGCAAUGAGUCCAUGGGGAGGUCCUCUUUUCCUAGCAUGUCUCAGAGACCUAGCAAUCUAAGAGUGUUCACAGUUUCUGAACUUAAAUCUGCCACCAGGAACUUUAGCCGCUCUGUCGUGAUUGGAGAGGGUGGAUUUGGUUGUGUGUACAAGGGGUUUCUCAAGAGUCCUGAUGAUUCAUGUCAAAAGAUUGAAGUAGCAGUAAAACAGCUCGGUAAAAGGGGGUUGCAGGGGCACAAGGAGUGGGUGACAGAAGUGAAUGUCCUUGGGGUGGUUGAGCAUCCAAAUCUUGUAAAGCUACUGGGCUACUGUGCUGAAGAUGAUGAAAGAGGUAUCCAAAGGCUUUUGAUAUAUGAGUAUAUGCCCAAUGGAAGUGUGGAAAACUAUUUAUCUGUUCGGUCAGAGUCAACUCUUUCCUGGGAAAUGAGAUUGAAAAUAGCCCAAGAUGCUGCUCGUGGCUUAGCAUACCUACAUGAAGGAAUGGAUUUCCAGAUCAUCUUCAGGGAUUUUAAGUCUUCUAAUAUCCUUCUGGAUGAGCAAUGGAAUGCCAAGCUAUCAGACUUUGGAUUAGCCAGAUUGGGCCCGUCAGAAGGAUUAACUCAUGUCUCAACAGCGGUCGUUGGAACAAUGGGAUAUGCUGCUCCUGAAUACAUCCAGACCGGACGUCUCACAUCCAAGAUUGAUGUGUGGAGCUAUGGGGUCUUCCUCUACGAACUCAUUACUGGUAGGCGCCCUUUAGACAAAAACCGCCCAAAGAAUGAGCAAAAGCUCUUGGAAUGGGUAAAGCCAUACCUAUCUGAUGCGAAGAAAUUCCAGUUUAUAUUGGACCCAAGACUGAAAGGUAAAUGCCAACUCAAGUCUGCCCAAAGGCUUGCAAUUGUGGCCAACCGAUGCUUAGUCAGAAAUCCAAAGUCACGCCCUAAGAUGAGUGAGGUGUUAGAAAUGGUGAAUCGGGUUGUAGAGGCAUCAGCAGGAUCGGGAAGUCCUGAACCACUAUUGAAGACUUUGCCAUCUGUGGAAACCUCCAGGGAAGCUGGAAGAAAACAUAAAAGAAGGAUUAUAGAUUUCAGAAGUGGUGAAAAGUUUGUGUGGCCGUGGACUCCAAAGAUUGUAAGAACAUGUUAACAGCAGUGACGUCAAGGUUUAAGCGAACCAGACCUGCAGCCAUCUCAGGUGGUUAGAUAUAACUCGAACAAACCUCACAGAGCUUUGAAGGGUUUUUAGCAUGAUCUUGACUGAGCAAUGCAAUCAAAUUUCCCACACAAAUUAUACAUAGGGAAUAUUGUCAUGAAAUUUUCUCCUUUGUCAAUAUGUAUAAAGCUACUCUCUGAUCAUAGAUGUGAAAACCUUCAGAUACUGCAACUUCUGAUGGGAACCAUUGAACAUUCUCAUUUUGGUAACAAGAGGCUAUUAAUGGUGCUCAGAGGAAGAUGCUUAUAGAUGUAGAAUUUGGGUGUUGUACCUGAAAAUGGAUUGAGUGGUUCUUUUUA